AUGAAGGAAAUGGGAUCCAGGAGUGAAGAAUGUUACUUCCAGAUUUGUUUGUGGAAUGUAGCGGAGGUAAAGAAUAAGGAAGAGGAUUUUUGGUUAUGGCUAAGGAAUUGGGAUGUCGUAAUGUUGUUAGAGACUUGGGUAAACAACAAGAAAUGGAUGGAGAUAACGGAGUCAUGGAAAAAGGGCUUCAGCUGGAACAUCCUGGAAGCCAUAAUUCCCAAAGGGAGAGGCAGAGCGAGUGGGGGUGUGUUGGUUGGCGUAAAGGAUGGAUUGGAAAGGGGUAGAAAGGGGAAAUGGGAUACUGAUGGCUGGGUGGAAAUGCCAGGACAGGCGGAUGGGGAUGGGACAGAAGGUAUAAGAAAGUCGAAGGAUAAAGUUAUUAACAAGGAUGGAAAAGAAUUAUGUGAAUAUUUGGAUAAGAGAGGCUGGGGAAUACUAAAUGGGUGCAUAGAAGGUGAUGAAGAAGGGGAAUGGACAUUUAUUGGGGAAAGAGGAUGCUCAGUAAUUGACGUGGUACUGGGAAAUGAGAGAAUCAGGGAUAGCAUACACGAUCUGAAGGUGGUUGAAAGAACCGAGUCUGACCACUUACCUGUCGUGGUGAAGUUAUGGGGAAGAAAAGAAAAAAGGAAGAUGUCAGGAAGAGGAGGGGUCAGAGGAAUAUGGGAUAAAGAAGGGGUGAUAAGCUUCAAAGAGGAACUAGAGGCAGGCGUAUGCGUGGAGGACAGGGGAGAGAGUGUAGAAGAAGAAUGGGUAAGUCUGAAGAAGAAAAUACAAGUAGUUUUAAAAGAGGUGACAAAGAAGAAAUAUUGUGCUGGAAGUAAGCAGGGUUGGUGGGAUGAGGAGUGUAGAAUUGAAAAAAACAUUCUAGGCAAAACACUCAGAGAUUUUAGAAAUGGUAAGAGGCUAUGCGAAAAGAAAAAAGAACAAGAUAGGAAGAAAUGGGAAGAGCAGGUUAACAACAAAACUACAGAGGGGCAGAUAUGGAAGAUCGUUAACGAAGGCAGAAAAAAGAGAGAAGGACUGAACAAGGGGAUCAAGUUAGAAUCGUGGAAUUGUUAUUUCAAAGAGAGCUUUGGUGGUGUCGAGGAGAGGAGCAGGUGGGAAGGAUCGUCAGAAGAAGUAAGUCUGGAAAAGGAAGAAACGGUGGAUAUAGAAAGAGAGGAAGUGAACGGAAUAAUUAAAAACAUGAAAGAGAAUAAAGCAAUGGGAAGAUAUGGAAUUCCAAACGAAGUUUGGAAGUAUGGGGGAAAGAAUGUAAAAUCUGAACUAUGGAGAUUAUUUAUUUAUUUAUUUAUUUAUUGCUUAUACAUAGACCCAACAGCGAUAGCCAUUGACAGGUUUAAAGCUAAAUUAGAUGAACAGUCUCGAGUACUAUCUAAAUCUAUCAAAUGUACAUAA
Cotesia congregata is the source of this 1398-nucleotide messenger RNA. Lineage: Eukaryota; Metazoa; Arthropoda; Insecta; Hymenoptera; Braconidae. The record is from the annotation of a GenBank genome assembly.